CAGAAAAGAAAAUAACGAAGAACUCAAACCUCCUCACUCUCUCUCUCGACAGACCUAAAACCAAAACCCGAAUCUCCUCACCUCACUCUCCCGACAGCGUCUCCCCAAAACCAAAACCUACACUUGAAGUCCAUCGGAUCCAAGACCUUUGUUCUACAGUCUACACCGACACCAAAUUCAUCGGAUCCAAAACCAAAUCAGUAGACCUCGCUCCUCUCUCCCUCUUAUCUUCUACACCUAUACCCCAAAUCCAUGUCUCCAACAACCAAAUCAGUUUCCGCAUCAAACUAAUCUGAGAGGAGCCUCUCCGGCGUCAAAGAUGACGUCGUCACCGGCAGCCAAACUCCCUUGGCUUAAAUCGAGCCUUCACUUUCCAGCACCAAUGGUAAGAGGACCAAGAGGGAGGUCAUCGGGCUCAAAGUGGAGGGUCCGAAGAUCAGAAUUAGAGCUCUGGUCGAAGGCGGAGGUGAAAUCUGCUUUGGUCGAGAGCAGCGGAGGCGCUCAUGUGAAUACUGAAAAGAAAGACAAAGUUAAUCGGACUUCCUCUUUUUGUCGCUUCAACCUCCCCUUCCGAUGCCCCACUACUAGUGGAUUGCGAGGCAACUCUUUGACUGGAGCACUGUCCCCUGAUACGUGUCAAUUAACUGGUCUGUGGUACUUUGAUGUUAGAGGCAAUAACCUGACUGGCCCGGCGUCUUGUAUCAGAUCACCAAAAUCAAUCUUUACAAGGAUGGUAGGCAUGGAAAGGCUUGGGGAGUCGUUCAUAAGGAAGGUGGGUUUUACAUUUCAUGGAAUUGGCCUUUUUCUGUGCUCGAUUUUAGUUCUAUUUGCAUCAGUAGUAUUUAGCUUUGUUGCAUUAUUAGAUAGGAUUGGUUUCGAUACUUAUUUCGUAUAAGAGUUUCUAGUGUGAAGAAGUGACUCAAGGGAAUUAUAAUUGUCUACCAGUUGGUUGGUUUUGCUAGUCGAAGUACCAGGGUCUACUCAAUUAGGCUUACUACUCUGAUCAAUGUUUGUUUUCUGAUGGGUUGUGCAUUUCAUUUUGAUCCUCUAUGUACCAUUUGUCUUGUGGUGGCCGAAUUUUGAUAAUUCCAUGUGGGAUAUCUCUUAAUAAUUAUCUUCUUUACAUUCAUUUGGAACAUGUCCUGAAUGGUUGGGAAUUGGUGCGUCUAGGUUUUGGUCCAAAGAAUUGUUUAGGAAACUGGUUAGAAAUACUUGCAUAAGAGAUUGAACAUGCAUCUUGUAAUUUGCAAUUGCCCCAGACUGAAGUUCUUAGGAAAAGUCCUAAGAUUUAUUUUGAUUUUAAGUUUUUGGUGCAUAUUGAUGGUUCAUUGUCUUCUAGCUUUGGACCUUUGUUAUUGUGAGGUUUAGUUGGGCGGUUCUGUUUUGUUGUUCUAGUGUUGUUAGAUUCAUCAAGUGCUCUUGCCAUGAUAAUUACUACUCAUGAAGAUUAGUGUGCUAUGUAUUCUGUGAGCCAAGUAGAAUAAGCAACAUAUCCAAUACUCUGCAGUCUUGUUAAAAAUAAAUAAUGCCUUAAUGGCUCUACAUUUUAACACACACAAUUAAUACUUAUCAUGGCAAGGUUGAAAGCCCUUUGUAUAUGAAAUAGAAGCUGUAUCUCUCCAUGUGUAUGAUAGUUUGUCCAAUGAUAGUUUAUCCUAAAGUUGACCAUUCCUAUUUUCCAUUUAGUGGUUUGUUGAUUCAAUUUCUUUGAAUUCAUUCUCUGAUUUGUUGAUUUUUAUUUUUGUAGACUCGGUAAUUUAAAUCUUGAAAAGCUUUACAUGAUUUGGGGUUCUGAUUGUCGUUAAUUUGAGCUGUGUUUCAGUGUUAGUUUGGCAUUCUUUGGCAGAAAAAAAAGAAAAAAAAAAUAACUCAACUGGCUUGCCUCUGCAAACUAUAAGAGAAUUUAUCUGAAUGAUGAAAUUGAGAUAUAUGUGCUCUUAAAAUCCUUUAUCCAUACAGGUUUAGUGAAAAAGAAGCAGUUUUUUUUCGUAAUUUCAUUACUAUUGUAAUGUUUGGUGCUAUUGGUACAUUAGUGUCCUGCACCAUCAUAGCAUUUGGUACGUUUCACAACUCUCUAGCUAGAUAAGGUUUCCAUGAUGUGAAGUACGUAUAACAUUAGUGAUUUAUGAGUCAAAGUUGUUCUAGUGUGAUACAAACAUUUGAAUAGUUAAGCAUAUACUAAAUCUUCAGGUCAAAGAAGUAAGUUGUUGGGUAUGUACAUGUCUGUUCAUAAUCUUAGAACGUUAGAGCUAUGGUUUGGAAUGAUUUUUGUUUACAAAACGAGUUUGGUUACUGCUUUUGCUUUGUGACAUGGCUCACAUCAGUGGACUUGUUUAUGCUCAGGUGUGUUUUGGAUCCUUUGUGUUCCAAAAUUAUAGUAUUGUCAAUUAUUCAAGAUUUGCUCAAGUAUUGUCAUUGGCAAUGCAUAUUGGAGGCAGUAAUCUUUUUGAUAAAGCAGCUGCUUUGCAUAUCUUAGCUUCCAUAUGCACAGAUGGAUUAGCGCUUGUAGGAAUUAUGUCAUUCCAAAUGAUGCAUGCAUUACGGCUAUCCGUUCCCUUGAAUUUGGUGAAACAUGGAGCACUUAAAGAAGCUUUAGAUAUAGUCCAGUUUGUUGUUUCCUUUCCUAAAUGAUGAGAACAUGUAUAAAUUCAGUAUUUCAUUGACCACAUAUGUGAAUAAGUAUGUUGUUUCCUUUUUUCUAA
Rosa rugosa (rugosa rose) is the source of this 2702-nucleotide messenger RNA. RefSeq lists its product as uncharacterized. The record is from RefSeq and is a predicted model, not a curated record. The transcript has 6 exons. Bases 320 to 895 code for a protein of 191 amino acids. Lineage: Eukaryota; Viridiplantae; Streptophyta; Magnoliopsida; Rosales; Rosaceae.